AUGUUGGGUGUAUUUUCGGGCACUGGGACGCACACGAUAUUUGCGGUCAUUCAGGCGUUCAAUGUGCAAGACCACCCCCAUAAACAAGCAACAAACGUAGCGGUAGUGUGGAAGCAUGAGCCUGCUAUAGACCAAUGCGAGUCCCUUUCCCUUGUGCAUGGGUUGAGCGCCGCUGUUCAUUGCGGUUGUCCCAAUAUGCUAGAAAGACAUGAGGCCGUCUAUACAAGGGGCAAAGCAAUCACCAAGAUCUCAGUCUCCUUCAGUUGCACCUUUCCGCAAUGGUCGUACUACCGAUUUCUCGCGGAGGUUCGAUUUGACCGCCUGCCUCCGGCUGGGUCGUGGCGGUCAUGUUUGUUCGACAUUGAGCUGGGUCAUGAAUUUACGCCAGGCUGCGCUAACAAGCAUUGGGUUCCUGCCAACAAUGACACUUUUCGGAAAACGGUGGAGCUUUCAGGUGCGAGUAGUCAUUAG
Eimeria acervulina is the source of this 471-nucleotide messenger RNA. RefSeq lists its product as hypothetical. Bases 1 to 471 code for a protein of 156 amino acids. The transcript has 4 exons. The record is from RefSeq and is a predicted model, not a curated record. Lineage: Eukaryota; Apicomplexa; Conoidasida; Eucoccidiorida; Eimeriidae.